This is a messenger RNA of Peromyscus leucopus (white-footed mouse), 1982 nucleotides long. It is a transcript of the gene Spata16, whose product is annotated as spermatogenesis associated 16. NCBI's taxonomy places the organism in Eukaryota, Metazoa, Chordata, Mammalia, Rodentia, Cricetidae. Gene Ontology annotation, cellular component: Golgi apparatus. Gene Ontology annotation, molecular function: protein binding. The record is from RefSeq and is a predicted model, not a curated record. The coding region runs from base 113 to 1828 and encodes 571 amino acids. The transcript has 11 exons. Gene Ontology annotation, biological process: spermatogenesis.
UCAUUCCGAAGAGCCCUCUGAAGCUCUCCAGCAGGUUGGCCUAGGACUAGGACCGUUGGCGCAACAGAUGCUGUGGCGGGCCUGAACCACACAGGAAUCUGAGGGUGGACCAAUGGAGUCCUGCAAGAGCAGGAAUUUGGAGACUACAGUAAAGAGAGUCUAUCGUGAUCUGCUUAUUCCAAAGAUAAAUACAAGCAAGAAAAUGUCCACCUUGACAAACUCACCCAACAGCCUGGAAGUGUCCCCCGAAAUUAAGAAGAGUUUUGGAGAAAAACAAACAGAAAUCCCAACUGAGAGAGUAAAACUCACAAAGAGCAUCAAGGAAAAGCAAAGCAAUGAGUCCGAGAAAGUGGUCCUGAAACGGAAGGCUGAGGGGGAAGAGAAACUGGCUGGGAAGAAAGAGGCUAAGAUAAUGGAACUUGACAAUCAGCUAAUCACCACCAUUCCUCUGCCUCACAUCCCCUUAAAGAACAUAAUGGAUGUGGAAAUGAAGCUGGUCUAUGUUGAUGAAGAGGAUGUGAGCUAUGAAUUUGCCCAGCCCUACACAUUCACUGGGCUUCAAGCAACAGGCCAAACCACUACCAUGAUGCCACCUGCAAGCGCACGGGACCUCACCACCCUGCCACAGAUUGACAAAUGGCUUCAGGUAGCUUUAAAAGAUGCCAGCUCUUGCUAUAGACAGAAGAAAUAUGCGGUGGCAGCAGGACAGUUCAGAACAGCCCUUGAGCUCUGCAGCAAAGGGGCCGCUCUAGGGAAACCCUUUGAAGCACAUGCCGAAGAUAUAGCAAGCGUGGCAAGCUUCAUUGAGACCAAGCUCGUCACAUGCUACCUACGCAUGAGGAAGCCUGACCUUGCCCUGAACCACGCACACAGGAGUAUUGUUUUAAACCCAGCCUAUUUCCGAAACCAUCUUCGUCAGGCAGCCGUGUUUAGAUGUCUGGAGAGAUACUCAGAAGCCGCCCGGAGUGCCAUGAUUGCUGACUACAUGUUCUGGCUCUGUGGAGGAAGCGAACACUGUGUAAGCAAGCUCAUCAAACUGUAUUGGCAGGCCAUGAUUGAAGAAGCCAUCACCAGAGCCGAAGCUUUCUCAGUUAUGUACACACCCUUUGCAACAAAAAUAAGGGCUGAUAAAAUAGAAAAAGUGAAAGAGGUGUUCAUCAGAACUCACCCUGCAUAUGUGGACUGUAUCUACACAGACACCCAAGGGCUCCACGUGCUGCCUCAGACGGCCGACUGGUCAUCUUUCCCUCCUCAGCAGUAUCUGUUGACGCUUGGGUUCAAAAACAAAGAAGAUGGGAAGUUUUUGGAAAAGGUGUCAAGCAGGAAGCUGCCCACUUUCACAGAACAUAAAACUCCCUUCUCUCUGCUGACCAGAGAAGACACAGUGAGGCUGAUGGAGACGGUGGGGAAGCGAAUCCUGCCAAUCCUGGACUUCAUCCGAAGCACACAACUGAAUGGGGAUUUCCACGCCUGCUCAGGUGUGAUGGAGAAGCUGCACUAUGCCAGCCUCCUCAGCCGGCUGCAGAGAGUGAAGGAGCAGGCCCAGGUGAUCAAUCAAGCCAUGGCAGAGCUGGCAACCGUCCCUUAUCUCCAGGACAUCAGUCAACAGGAGGCAGAACUGCUGCAGUCGCUAAUGGCAGACGCCAUGGACACCCUUGAAGGAAGACAGAGUGACAAAGAACGUGUAUGGAAUACAAUCCAAAAGGUCGGACGAAUUGAAGACUUUCUGUACCAACUAGAAGACAACUUCUUAAAAACUAAGAAACUGAGAACUGCUCGGAGGCAGAAAACGAAACUGAAGAGGCUUCAAACUGUGCAGCAAAACUAGACACUAGGGAGCAGGCUGACCAAGGCGUCCUGAAGCUGAGGUGAACAGCAUCUGGUAACAAAGGCUGUCACCACAGCAAACCCUUGCCAAAGAUAGUCUAUACUUCUUUCAUUUCAACUGGUAGCAAUAAAUGUUCUCAACGUGCUUGACUUGA